UGACGCAUUUCGACGCCCCCUACACAGAUUUCGGGGAAUGGUGCGUUUAUCACAAGCAAAACGGGCAUCCAAAGGAUAGGCAUCGCGAACGAGGCAGCGGAAUACGUGGAUUGUGCAAAUAGGGAACGGUGGUGUAGUAUCUAAAACAUCAAAAUUGAAUAGUAGCGGUUAGAGUGCGCGGAGCAAUUGUUUAUUGGCGAGCUUUUGCUGACUUUGCGUUGCGAAACCGACGAUCUUCGAGAAGCCGUUCUUCCGACGGUUACGGUGGAUCAAAUCUCGUUCUCGUCUCCAUUCCAGUGUACCGUCCUUAUCGUGAAAAAAAACGAUUCCGAGUGUGUUUUGCUCGGUAUCAUUGUGGGGAGUGUGUGCAUGCGUGUGUACGUGUUUACUACGGUGCCUCCAGUGUGUAUGGUAGCGUAACGGUGAUAAUCGGAGCAACAGCUAACUGAACCCCACACACAACAACGGUGAUUAUCAUCGAGCAGCGGAAGGAAAGUCAGUUCCGUUCAGUUUGUGUGCCCCACCUUACGGCUGGUGCACCGCAGCAGCAGCAGCACACCCAGCAUCUGUGUUAAUUAUUGUUUCAACGAUAUCAACAACGAUCAAUCAGCGACAGUAUUAUUUUUGUUGUGCAAGUACAUAAGUUUAUCGAUAGUGUUUAGUGUUAAGAACGUUGUAGCAAAAGAUUUCCCGUGUUUGCUGUCGCAUAUUAUUAUUUCGUACGGAAUCGCUUCCCCAAGUGUGAUCGAUCGGUUGUGAACUAAUCAAACGGCCUAGCGAGAGCGUGUAGAACGAACGAAACGACGGCCGUCUUGACGCCCUGCCACUACUGCUUGUGCCUCGGUCAUGGAUCCGUUAGAGCAGUCGCGGGUUUUCCUGGAUCGCUUCAAAACAAACGUGAAUCCAGCCGACCCACUUCCCGUCUGGGUGCCGAUUUACAACCUGAAAUACGACGAAAUUGAGCCCGCCAUCAUCGAUUGGAUCCGGACGUAUUUGGACCAGUUCGGAUGCCCCCAGUGCAUCUUGACGCCAAUCAUACGCAAAGUUGUGGAAGAAGUGUUGAGCACUUGCAAAGAAAAUCCCAAAUCUUGCGGCUUCACUGGUCAGGAGUAUAAAACGCUUCAGCUGACCCAAGAAGUGAUUGCACGCGUAAACCAAGUCUGCACCGAACUGUUCGACAAUGAGAAGCUUAACAAUUUGCUCGCUCAGCUGGCCGAAGAUCGCAAUAGCGUGGGGGCGGAGGAUCAGCCCGAUUCGGCGGCUCCCGGGAUCAGUACUGUUGGACGAAAGCUUCAUUUUUCGCGCGGGCUGAAGCAUAAGCGACGCUCGAUGGAGGAUCGCCACGUUUGCUUGCCCGACUUCAACAAACUGUUUUGCACGAAGGACACUGAGCCGACCGCUUUUUACGGUGUGUACGAUGGGCACGGUGGACAGGAAGCGGCCAGCUUUGCUGCGUCCCAUCUUCACUAUUACGUGGCGCAGAGCGAACACUACCCGCACGAUAUGGAGCAAGCGUUCCGGGACGCGUUUCAAAAGACUGAUCAAUUGUUUCUGGAGAAGUGUGAGAACCACCAUCUCAACAGUGGUUCUACGGCCGUUGCCUGUGUGCAUCACAUACGUUCGCGGCGCGUUGAUUUAGCCUGGGCUGGUGAUUCUCAAGCGAUACUGGUGAAACGUAAUUUUGGGGAAGGACUUUUCAAAUGUUUGGUUCAUCCUACCCACGUUGCAUCCGAUCCGGACGAACGCAAUCGAAUUCAUGCAGAAGGCGGAUUCGUUAUACCUUGGAACGGUCAGUUUCGAGUCGGUGGCCAGCUGGCAAUUACUCGAGCGAUUGGAAACCGAUUCUACAAACCAUUCGUUACGGCAAAUCCAGCUGUUUCGUUGAACCAAUGUACGGACGACGAUCUUCUACUCAUACUAGCUAGCGAUGGUUUAUGGGAAGGAUAUAACGAAUACUACACGUCCAUGUUUGUACUGUACGCUAUUCGAAAGUUUCCAGAUGAUCCACAGAAGGUAACGGAUUAUUUAAUAACAUUUGCUAAGGAGAAAACGCGAGACAAUAUCACGGUAAUAAUAGUGUUCCUGAAGGAUCCACAUACCAUCAUCAAGGAAACUCCUUUUAUCGAAGAAAUAGAGGCUCGGGCAAGACUACGAUCCGCCCAAAACAUGGAGAUCAACGGAGCCGCCAGUAAUGGCUAUCUGGGAGAGAACAACUCAAUGGCCAUGGAAGAUCAUAAAACGUUCGACAUACAGAACUUCAUGGCGGAAAGUGCUAUGCUGGAACCAAAGUCUGCCGCCACGCUAUGCGUCGGUCCGAUGGAUGAUAUGGGCUUUCUGUCGGAUGGUGGCCUCGGACCGGAGACGGACGUUGACGGAGUGCACGACAGCAAACAGCAAUCACCUAGUCCACUGUUAGAGGAGCCAGUCAAGCAUUCGGAGCUCAAUAAUGGUGACAUCGAACAUGAGAUCGUAGAAAGUGUAGAACAGCAUACGAUGGACCACCACAAUCCGUUCGCGCAAUCGUUAAAUGCACCGCUCGAUCUACCCAGCAAUAAUGUGGCCGCCGUACCGGGCACUAACGAGUUUGAGGAGGAAGAUCCCACAUCACCAUCGAGCGUUAGUGCGGCCGAUCCGGUUGAUCUACUGUCCGACGAGCAGCAACUGGUCGAUGCAGUUCCGCACGUGAACGGUAACGGUGAGCAUCAUUACGAUGAGCCGAAUGAAACCGAAGACGAGGAGCUGCAGGGUGCAAUAAUGGAUAACGAGGGUGCAGAAAUCGUACCCACCUUGAAGGCAGAACUGAAUGCAGAUGAAAUAGUUCCUCUUAAAUCGAUUGACGAACCGAUCGUUAAUGAUCUGCUGGGCGGUGAUUCAAUUGUCGAUAACAAACUGAUCGACCAGCUCGAUUCGUUCGGAAUUCCGGAGGCGAUUCGACGACAGCUGAUCGAGCAGCAGGUUAGCGGGGCAGCAAUGCUGCACGAACAGGACGAAGAUGACGACGAUGGUCAGCUCAUAGCGGAGGAGAAGCAUUCUGAGUUCGAUGGUACGGAUGAUGGCGCUGAGAAGGAGGAUUUGCAUCAUGAAAAAGUUUUCGACAGUGAUUAUGCUACUGAUCAUCAUAGUGCAGACGUCAAACAGGAUGAUGAUGCCGGUUGCUGCGAAGAUUCAGAAGAAGACGAAUGGGACUACGUGAAGGUGAACAACCAACAGCAGCAGGAGGAACAGCAAGAAUCGCAGCCAGCGCCUGAAAAGCAGCCGGAUAGCACACCCUCGGAAGACAUUACGCAUACGGUUGAGCACAGCAGCAACAGUUUCGCACCCGACGACCAGCCAGCGCAGGAGAGCGGCGACGCACAGCAGCGGGUGCCAGAACUAGAACAACAGUUCGACCAACGGGAGGAGCAGUACGAGCAGGAAGUGUUGGUGGAACAAGCGCUCCCGUCACGCGACGACCAGGAAGAUCGUGAAGAAGACGAGCAGGAAGAACAGGAGCUGGUGGAACAUCACGACGAAACGAAGGCGGCUGUGCCGAAUACCAGUGAAUUGGUGGUGGCGGCGGAUAUUCUUGGCGACAACACGGAAUCGACCGUGUCGGAGUGUACGAAAGAAGUUGAUGAUGUCAUCAGUGGUGCUGAAACCAAGGAAGUUGUCAAUUUGCUGAACGACGAAUUCAGAGAGGACGUUCCACCGCCAACUACGACGGACGCAUUGUUUGAAACCAAUUGCAUAAACGAAGAGAACACCGAAUCGACACCCUUCGUGCCCAGUGAUAGUGUAAACAUGGAGGCUAGCAUGUACGGUGGAUCAAUUCCCGAGCAACCUCUCUCGCCGGAGACGCCUGUAUCGCCGGUGGAUAACUUCCCGUUGCAACAGCAGCAACAGCCUCUGCAGCAAUAUUCCGACGAAAAGGAUAUGUUCGGUGCGAGCAUGGACGACACUAUGAGUCCGACUGGCGAGGGAGAAGAAUUGGACGAAAAGCAUCUGUACGAAACCGAGGAAAAGUCGAUGAAUUUCCAACAUCACCAGGAGGAAAGCAGCGCUGGAGCUGCCGGCGACUGCGGUUGGCAGCUGAAUCCGGACGCGAAGGAAUUUGUGCCGGUAACUGGAUCGGCGGCGGCUGGUGGUGAGAUGAAUGCAAAACUGCACGAAAACAUCAAGCUCCGCGAUGAUGCAAUCGUGGCACAAAGCCCUCGCAAGGGUACAAUGUCGUCGAUGGAGGAUCUCGACGUUCCGGCCGAAACCGUGUUCCAGACGGAAAUGGAUAAGAGACCGCACGAGUUUGAGGCAUACGAGGGAGAUAAUGGAGGUGAAAACGUUGUGGGCGAUGACAGUGCCGGUGACCAUCGCUUGCGAUCCCCCAUGGCAGUACAUCCGUUCGAUCUGAGCCAAUUCAGCGAGCAAACUGUAGUGGAGCAACAGCUGCAAGAUUCGAAUGUUACCGCCGACAUGACCAACGGUGACUACGUGUCUUCAGACAGUGCGGGCGAUUUGUUACAGACCGCCAACACAAACGGCGGACUGUACGGAACGGAUGAAAUGGAAUUGCUUAAUAAGGUGCAGGAACUACCGACCGACGAAGAGGCAACAAUCGAGGCGGCUUCUCACGCCGAACCAACCAAUAACUUUGCUGAGUUCGAUCCUGUAAUUGACACAGCUGGUAGCGCCAAGGAGGAACUGUACGUGGAGCAAAAGGAAACGGUGGAUGUUUCUCCCACAACCUCGGAGCUUAUUGCGGAUACGAUGGAUCUUAUGUCUGGCGAAGAAAUGCAUCUGGAAGGAUACUCAAACCAGCUUCCAUCGGAUCAAAUUCCGAAAAGCAUGGUUUCGGACAUAUCGCAGAGCCCAGAAUUUAAGAUGUUGCAAUCGUCGAUUGAGCAGUUUACUUCGGGCAAAACUGACGAAGUUAGUUUCGACGGCCAGCAGGUGGAGGCAACCAACUUACAGAAAGAAUCAUCUGCAAUGGAAGCAUCCGUUUACGAUCCGGAACCGGAGCUCAUUUCUACCCAGGAUCCACCCGUCCAGCAGCUGACAAGCAACGAACAAAUGCUUCAGGCAUCGCAAGGUUUUGCUGAUCUGAUGGGUGCGUCGGUGCCGGUUAGCGAACCACAGGAACCAUUAUCUCAGGAAAAACCACUUGCCGAAAUUGCCGAAAAACAGCAAAGUGAUGAGAAGCCGGUCGAGGAAUCUAAGGUAGCGGAAGUAGAAACAGCAUCGAAUGAUGCCACUGCCGUAGCAGCCGCUGCCACGGUGGCAGUAGCAGCAGCAGCAGCAGCAACUACAGCAGCAGUUACUGCAGCCAGCAAGCCCAGUAAGCCAAAGGCAUCGACAACGGCUCCUACGGCAAAGAAACCCGCAUCCAGUGUAUCGGCAAAACCUUCCUCUGCCGCGUCCAAAGACACUACCAAGAGCGCUGCUCCUCGUGUCGGUAGCAGCAGUACAACUGGUGCGGCACGCAAACCACCAGUAGCUGCUGACGCUAAGAAAGCACCGAUUGCCGCAAAAACGAGUGCAGCUAUGAAUGGCGUGAAGGAACGGCCUGCCAGUGCUACAUCCACGAAACCAUCGUUGGCAGCAAAGAAACCGACCACAGAUGCAGCAAAGACUGCCACAUCUAAGACUACUUCCGCGCCUUCAUCAGUAGCGGCUGCCCGAACAAAGGUGGCUUCUACCUCUGCAUCUAGCACAACGAAAUCGGCCAGUGCAAGUUCAGCUAACAGAACUGCCGUCUCCAAGUCAGUUACUUCAAGCACCACCUCCAGUGCCGCUGCAGCAGGCAAAACAAGCUCGUCCCGGCUAUCGACCACCACUACAACGACGCGCACAGUCACCUCGCGACCCUCGAGCGCCGUAUCGAGUGCCUCAGUUCCUUCGAAAACAUCCACUACCACAACGACCGCUGCAAAGAGAACCGUCGCCGCAAAGAGUUCACUAACCAACGGAACCACGACUGAUGGAGCGUCCGCUACCAAGUCCACCAGGACGACCACCACCACCAGCAGCACAGUUCCACGCACGGCAGGAGCUACCAGAACAACGACCGCAAAAACGACUUCCGCCAGCACAGCGGCAGCUGCCAAGAAACCGCUGGACGUUAAAACUACCGCGCAGAAGGCAUCGCUAACGGCCACCGGUAAAACGACAGCUACGCGCACCUCACUGGCUCCCAAAACCACUGCGACCUCACCGUCCGUUCGGAAAUUGCAACCGAACGGAGUGGCAGCAACAGCGGCAAAGAAACCGGCCGUUUCGCCAGUGGGUAUAAAGAAACCGGCAACGACAGCCACGAAGUCACAGCCGGCAAAGGCGGUGGCCCCCGCCGAAACGACGACAACAACGACGGCGAUCGCCGAAACGAACGGUACGGUCAACAAUGAUACGGUGGACGUGGUACUAGCCGCUUCCUCGCCACCGGAACAGCAGCCCGCUGACCAAUUGCUCGUGCCGCAAGCAAUGUGAUGUCACUAAAGCGCAGAAUCGGGGCUCGCUUUUUCCGGGUUGAGACCGAACAGUGUGUUACUCUACGAUGGUCCUAAACAAACCAUAACACAGCAUAUUCCUAUUGGUGUUUAAUCGUGUUACAGUUUUUAGCGAUGGACACGUUUUAAACCGCAAAUUGCAAAAACGAAUAGAAAUCAAUCUCUCUCGCUGGUAUGUUUCAUACUACCGUCACCAAAAAAAAAGGAAAACAGUUAAGAACAAAAUGCAAUUCUUUCGCAAAUUUCGAGCAUAAGAAACAAAACAAAACCCCUGCGCUGAGCCUCAUCAGAGCGACGAACAGGCUCACAGUGAAGCGUGUGGUCAGUUUUCAGUUUUUGAAUAAUCAUUCAGAUGCAAGUUCAUCAACAAAUGCAAGCGUAAUCAAUAUCAUCCUAUCUAACCAAUUUGACCAUUAUGCCUAGCACUUUCGAAUCCACAACCACUCUAGUAAUUAUUGGCAUUGUGACUGGUUUUGGAAAGCAGCAGCUGGUGUGGUAGAAACAUAGUGUAGGCCAGUGACGAAAGAAGGAAAACGAAACAACAGCAUCAAAAAUCGCCACAAUAAGAAACGAUGCAAGAGCGCAAGGAAAGAUAAGAUUUAAAACGAACAAAAAAAGCAAGAAGCAGAACACGGAUACAACACACACACACACACACAUCUCCGAACUUCCUUUCGAUUUAAUUAUUUAGCCACCACACUACUACUGGAUUAGCGAAUAGGUGUGUGUAUCUUUUGUUUUAUGCCAAGCAUGAUGAUUAGUAGGUUUAUACGUACAUAUUACACAUAUUAUAUAUUAUACGUUUCCAAAUUCUUGUACGCCGCCGUUGCGCACACGGGCCCCGUCACACGGAAACGGCUUUUCCGGAAUGUGUGUGAGUGUGUGAGUGUUUGUGAGUGUACACCACAGUAAGAGAAGAGAGACCGCAAGAGUGAAAAAGUCUCGAGCAGCAUCGACAAAUAUUUAGUUGUGGCAACGCCGCUUGCGUAUAAAUUAACAGUUCGUAAUAGUAUGUGGUCGGCGCACACACACAGGGAACACAGCCUGGAACAACACUUGCUGCAUACAUAAAUGUUUAAAGCGAUCGCAGUAGACUGAUGACGAUGCAACCCGGGGUAGGUGGUGGUGGUGCAUCGCGAUGAUGAGAUGAUGAUGAUCGUUGGCAACUAGUAAUCGCUUCCUGCUUAUGUGCUUGUAGUGUGUGUGUAUGUCGCGUAGUAGCAGGCGUUUUCAGUCACACAUUUGCCUUGUUAAUGUUUUGCGCUUUUUUUUGUGUACUUUGUCAAAUUUUUAUUGUUUGGCGCAGCUUUUCAAUGCGACAUGUAUUUCGACAGUUUUAUUAAAUACGUACAAUUUAACGCUGCGCUUUUUUUUCUCAUGUCAUGCCGCGGGUUUUGGAAUGCCGCUGGCUCUUUGUUAUUCUGCAUCUGUUGCGUGUCGCUCUCUCGCUCUAGUUUGCCUUUCGAUUAACCGCUUUAAGCCGGAAUGGUAUCGUUUAAAUAAUUGGUAGAAAAUUUUGAAUCAUGUUGAUAGGAUGGAAUUGGCUAGGCUCGGUGGCAACCGGGAAACAGGAGACCAGAAGAGCCGGUAAAGAAAUCUUUGGCUAGGCCGUGAAAUAAUCGAAUAUUUUAACCCAGUAAAUCCCAUAGCCGUUAUGGAUGUAGUGAAGUUAAAUGAAUAGUAUGCCGUUUACUACAUUGGGGCCUGCAGCGUCUUAAAUAGAGAAAAAACAACCCCCCGACGCACAUACACAUACCAAUCCAACAUAGUUCAUCAUUUUUUCUUUUACGUUCCAAAAACUUCUUCGGUAGCAGUAGCAGCGCGGCUAAGGGGUCCGUAAAGAAAAACGUGAAACAUACUACUGUGUUCAAUUGGAGCUUAAAUGCAACGGAAUGGGAAGGCGAACAUGAAAUGCGGUUUUACAGUGGGAAAAGGGCGAAAGCAAAUGGAGAAAUUCAUAUAUGAAAUAGCAUAUACACCAAGGCACAGGCGCAUCUAAAUGGUGUACUACUACAACUACUACUCCAACUACUUGUAACGGUGAAACGUAACGUAAUAGGAAUAUAACUUAACAACGCGCGUAAACCACCAUCGUUCGCGGAGUGGGGUGAGAUAAUCAAAAGAAAGGGGGAAAAACACACAUUUACAUCCAUACUCUAUUAUACACGUCGUGUGGGAGAAAAACGAAACGAAAAGAAAAACAACAAAAAUAUCAUACAUAAAAUCAUAAAGAAGAAAACACGCAUACGCAUCAUAAUACAGGCACAUGGAACGGAAAACGACAUAAGAACGUGUCGGUACGAAUGAUGUGUUGUUGUGUGAUGUUUAACUAUUUCAAACAAGCCGCAGCAAUACGGAACAAAUGCAAACAUGCUGAAACAAGUGAGAACAAAUCUCCACAAACAACACCCUCAAGCAAGCAAGCAGCGCACACAUCAUAACAGGGACACAGAGCUAUACACAUUUCGACCGACUCGUGGUUCGAUUGUUACUGUUGCCCUUGUAUGGUGUGUGGCAAAUUACACACACACAUACACACACUAUUUCAUAAUAAUAUUUUAUAUAUUUAUAACACAAUUUGUAUCUGUUUAAUCGAUUGCGCAAUUAAAAAGGCAAAAUAAAAGGAUAGAAAAAAACCGUA
Messenger RNA from Anopheles stephensi (Asian malaria mosquito), 9117 nucleotides. Its product is annotated as serine-rich adhesin for platelets-like. The record is from RefSeq and is a predicted model, not a curated record. The transcript is spliced from 12 exons. Gene Ontology annotation, biological process: negative regulation of transcription by RNA polymerase II. NCBI's taxonomy places the organism in Eukaryota, Metazoa, Arthropoda, Insecta, Diptera, Culicidae. Gene Ontology annotation, cellular component: PRC1 complex. The coding region runs from base 847 to 6456 and encodes 1869 amino acids. Gene Ontology annotation, molecular function: cation binding; promoter-specific chromatin binding.